Molecule: messenger RNA, 458 nt
Organism: Cyprinodon variegatus (sheepshead minnow)
Lineage: Eukaryota; Metazoa; Chordata; Actinopteri; Cyprinodontiformes; Cyprinodontidae
Product: histone H4-like
Exons: 1
Coding region: 28-339 (103 amino acids)
Biological process (GO): nucleosome assembly
Cellular component (GO): nucleosome
Molecular function (GO): DNA binding; protein heterodimerization activity; structural constituent of chromatin
Source: RefSeq, a predicted model, not a curated record
ACUUUGUGAUCCACAGAGAAAGACACAAUGAGCGGCAGAGGAAAGGGAGGUAAAGGACUCGGCAAAGGAGGCGCUAAGCGUCACCGUAAAGUCCUCCGUGAUAACAUCCAGGGAAUCACCAAGCCUGCUAUCCGCCGCCUGGCUCACCGUGGAGGAGUCAAGCGCAUCUCCGGUCUGAUCUACGAGGAGACCCGCGGUGUGUUGAAGGUCUUCUUGGAGAACGUUAUCUGCGAUGCCGUCACCUACACCGAGCACGCCAAGAGGAAGACCGUCACCGCCAUGGAUGUGGUGUACGCUCUGAAGAGGCAGGGCCGCACCCUGUACGGCUUCGGAGGUUAAACUGCUCCGCUUCCAGCCACCAACCAAAGGCCCUUUUCAGGGCCACCCACCCACUCAUUAAGAAGCAACUUCUACCGUUAAACAGGCAUACAAUCAUUCUGAUUUUGUAAACAGUAUCA